Diabrotica virgifera virgifera (western corn rootworm) is the source of this 1729-nucleotide messenger RNA. Its product is annotated as epsilon-sarcoglycan. The transcript has 5 exons. Gene Ontology annotation, cellular component: sarcoglycan complex. Bases 88 to 1350 code for a protein of 420 amino acids. The record is from RefSeq and is a predicted model, not a curated record. Lineage: Eukaryota; Metazoa; Arthropoda; Insecta; Coleoptera; Chrysomelidae.
AUAGAAUAUUGAUCGCAGUUUUAGAACACCGAGAUCAUGUUUUAAGUGUUUAUAUUCAUCCUCAUAAGAUAAGAUCUCACAAGAUAAAUGAUGUUAACAAUCUCGAUAAAUCUAUUUCUAUUGUUUUGUGCACUAUCAAAUGCAAAAGAUGCAAAUGUACUCAUGACUGAGGUUUUCGCAAUACCUUUGGAUCCUCCGAUGUUUAAUUGGACUUAUGAAGGAAUAGAAGAACAAUUUGUGUACCAAGCUUCCUUAUUGAAUGCUCCCGAUUUACCUUCCUGGAUUAAUUACUUAUACAGCGAACAGCAUUACUCUGGAUUUUUAUAUGGCGUACCUCCACAGAUAAAUGAAAAUGUUCAGCUAGAAGUCGUCGCACUUAACAAAAAAACUUAUGAGACUAAAGUUGAAAACAUCAAUAUUAUUAUUUCUGAGAAACUAAACUCUGCGAGGUAUGAAGUACUCUUGAAAAUUGACAAUAUAAAUGUGGAAGAUAUGUUCGAUGUGGAUAGAAUGGAAGCACUUAAGAAUGUGUUUCGUAAAGAAUUAUGGAAAAAUAGUGCUUACGAUUUAUACGUGACUUUUCUUAAUUCUGCUGUUGAUUUAGGAGCUAGAAAACCAGCAAAUCCAAGAGAGGGAGAGGGGGUAGUAAUAAGACUUGGCAGUGAGAACUCGUUUUCUACAGAAUUGAUUGAACUUCAAGAGGAAGUUAAACCAUUAUGGGGUAAAUGGUCGGAGGGUAAUUGCCCAAGAGAAUACAAAAGAACUUCUGUUGAAAGAUAUUUUAGAGAUGCCGGAUUUGCCUUGGACUGGUGUUCAUUUAGACUGGUUGACAAUAACAAUUCAGCAAUGCAUCAUAAAAAUGGAAACUUAGUGAGUGAUGAGGUAGAUGAUUCUGAAACUGAUGGAAUUUGGCAUUCUAUAUCAAAGGCAGAUGUGCCUCAAAGAAGUUAUUUUAAUGAACUUGUGGUAUCGCUGAUAGUUCCUUUUGUAAUAUUAAUUGUUUUGGGACUAGUUUUGUCAUUUCUGCUAUGUUUUCAACAUGAUGAAAUCGAAGACGAAAAUGAGGUUUAUUUCCAAAAUUUAUUUCACAUUUGCACGGAUUAUUACUAUGAUCAUUAUAUUUAUAAAAGAGCUAGCCAUAUAGACGACCUAACAUCCGACCAAAUCAGCUACCCUGAAACAGUUCACAGACCCGUAGAGACUUUCAGAAGUUUUAACAACCGGGACAGUACACUCUCCCCCGAUCUCUGUAGCCAUUCCAACAGCCCCAACUCUACGAUUAAUAGGGGAGUACACUGUAGACCAAGUCCUCCACCUUAUGUGAGACCAAAGUUCAAGUCUGAUUUGUGACAACAUGGAGAUGAAGAGGAGAAAACUCGGUAUUGCUAAGCAGCUAACAUUCAAAAUGUGGUAGUUGGAGUAGUGUCAGAAGCGACUAAUGAUGAUUUUGUAACAAAACUUGAAAGCUGAAACCAGUUUUGUUUUUUGAGAGGAUUAUAAUAAUUGUAUAACAUUUUAGUAGAAGCAACUAUAGAUAUCAAUUAUUAAAAAAAUCUGACUAUAACAUAAUAAAUUACUAAAAUACUGACGUAAUAAAUAGAAAUUUAUGAUUUUAGGUAGAUAUAUGUAAUUUUCAAUCCCUUUUUUACAAAUGUUUAUUGUUAGACGUACAUAUCCUUCCUUAUACAAAAAUUAUGACAUCAAUAAAAAAUAAAGUCAACUAACGAAA